This is a messenger RNA of Drosophila eugracilis, 1161 nucleotides long. RefSeq names its product serine protease grass-like. NCBI's taxonomy places the organism in Eukaryota, Metazoa, Arthropoda, Insecta, Diptera, Drosophilidae. Gene Ontology annotation, molecular function: serine-type endopeptidase activity. The coding region runs from base 1 to 1056 and encodes 351 amino acids. The record is from RefSeq and is a predicted model, not a curated record. The transcript has 4 exons. Gene Ontology annotation, biological process: proteolysis.
AUGAAGUCCGCAGUAAUCGGAAUUCCCGAGGUCGCCGUCAGUUUUCUGGUGAUUCUUCUGUUUCCACUCCCCGGUUCCAGUCAAUUCCUGGACCCAGCCUGUGGAAUUCGAGCUCAACCGAAGAUAGCGACUCGCAUCAUCCAUGGCCAUAUAGCGAACAAUACGUCGAGCCCCUGGAUGGUUUUUCUGCACUCAACUACAAAUAUAUUUGUGUGCGGCGGAACUCUUAUCACACACAAAUUGGUUCUAACAGCGGCACAUUGCUUUAUUGCCAAUCAACAGUUAGUAGCUCGUCUGGGGGAGUAUGAAAGAACACGUAGUGAGGAAUGCGUUGGAUACUAUUGCAAUUACCGGGCUGAACAUCAUGUGGAUGCUGGCUUUAGGCAUCGUCUGUACGAUCCACAUACAAAUGCCAAUGAUAUUGCUAUCCUUCGACUGAUCAAGAGUGUGGUAUAUAGAGACAAUAUCAGGCCCAUUUGCAUAGUUUGGGAUACUAGGUGGAGGCAGUACAUCGACAACAUCGAUUUGCUAACCGGUACUGGCUGGGGCAAGACCGAGGUGGAGAGUGACAGUGAUGCCCUAAGGACCCUGGACAUUCGUCGUCAGCCACCCGAAGUGUGCUCACAAUUUAUCGGUCUAACCAUCACUAGAAAUCAAUUCUGUGCUGGAAACUGGGAUAGCAAUCUGUGCAACGGCGACUCCGGUGGACCUGUAGGAGCAAUGGUUACAUAUAAGAACACUCAACGCUUUAUUCAGAUCGGCAUAGCUAGCUAUACGAACAGAAAUUGUCAGAAAGCCAGUGUUUUCACGGAUGUCCUAAGCCACAUCGACUUCAUUCUGCGGGUGUGGAGGCAGUACGGCAACGGUCAAAGAUUGCAGAUCCGUAGGACAAUAACAACGACGACGACCCAAGCACCGUUUUGGCGGCAGACCACUGCGAUUUCAAGAGAGUCUUCCGAGGAUUAUGAUUCUCAAAAUGGUUACGAAUCGCAUAGGGAUUGGAGUGGGAAUAUUGAGUGGACUCCUGGGGGAUACUUUCAUUUUGCGAUCUGGUAAACAGAGCUUCUUGCGAGUUAUUUUUUUAAUAAAACUGUAUACAUAUUCUCUUGUAAAAUCCAUGUCAAUAACUUUGUCCAUUACAAAGGAAAAAAAACUUGGAAA